AUGACGACCAGCGUACCGUCCACGCCGGACAGCGCCAUCUCCGACAUGUCUGUCAAUGGCUUCCAUGACGGCGUCGAGAAGCUCAGUAUCAACGGCAAUGGCCACACGAAUGGGAACGGUCACGCCGCAGGCGAAACCCAGAGGCGGAAGAUGAAUCGCAAGCAGUCCAACGCCAUGAUGCCUGCCUUCAUGGUGUCGGCACCGGGCAAGGUCAUCGUGUUUGGAGAACACGCCGUGGUCCAUGGCAAGGCCGCGAUCGCUGCUUCGAUAUCCCUGCGAUCCUAUCUCCUCGUUACAACCCUCUCCAAGUCCAGACGGACCGUCAGUCUGCGCUUCCCCGACAUCGACCUAGCCCACACUUGGAACAUCGAUGAGCUGCCUUGGGACAUCUUCCAACACCCGUCCAAGAAGAAGUCUUACUACGAUCUGGUCACGACCCUCGACCCCGACCUGCUGGCGGCCCUGCAGCCGCACCUGGCCGAGAUUUCACCACAUAAGUCGGAGGACUUGCGCAAGAUACAUCAGAACUCGGCGCGCUCUUUUCUAUACCUAUUCUGCUCGCUGGGUUCCCAGAAGUUCCCCGGCUGUUUAUACACACUUCGCUCCACGAUACCCAUCGGCGCGGGGCUCGGCAGCAGUGCCUCGAUAGCCGUCUGCGAGUCGGCGGCUCUUCUUCUGCAGCUGCGGACGCUGUCUGGCCCGCACCCGGAUCAGCCGCCGGAGGAGGCCCGGCUGCAGGUGGAGCGGAUCAACCGAUGGGCCUUCGUGGCCGAGAUGUGCAUGCACGGUAACCCUUCGGGCGUGGACAACACCGUUGCAACCCAGGGCAAGGCCGUGGUGUUCCAGAGGACGGACUACGGGAAGCCCCCGAGCGUGCGGCCGCUAUGGGACUUCCCCGAGCUGCCCCUGCUGCUGGUGGACACCAAACAGCCGAAAUCUACAGCAUUUGAGGUCGCCAAGGUAGCCAAGUUGAGAGAUACGCACCCCAAGCUUGUGGGAAGUAUACUCGAGUCAAUUGACCGAGUCACUCGCAGCGCGAACGAGCUCAUCGACGACGACGACUUUGACAGCGAGGAGCUGGAGAGUCUUCGGAAAGUCGGCGAACUGAUGUCGAUAAACCACGGGUUAUUGGUUUCUUUGGGCGUGUCUCACCCACGGCUUGAACGGGUGCGGGAGCUCGUAGAUCACGAAGGUUUGGGCUGGACAAAGCUGACGGGUGCCGGGGGCGGUGGCUGCUCUAUCACGCUGAUGAGACCUGACGUGAGCCGGGAGAAAUGGGACCGCCUCGAGCAGCGGCUCGACGCCGAGGGAUACUCAAAGUUUGAGACGAUUCUCGGCGGCGACGGUGUCGGGGUGCUCUGGCCGGCCGUGCUCAAGAACGGCAUGGACGAGGACGAGGAAGGCGGCAUGGAGAUUGAUCUCGAGAACUUCCUGAACGCGCCCGGUAAUGAUGGCGUUGAGAAGCUGGUGGGCGUGCACAGCGGCGGCGCUGAGCGGGAAGGCUGGAAGUUCUGGAGGGUCGAGAGCCAUUGA
Messenger RNA from Neoarthrinium moseri, 1533 nucleotides. RefSeq lists its product as uncharacterized. Gene Ontology annotation, cellular component: cytoplasm. The coding region runs from base 1 to 1533 and encodes 510 amino acids. Gene Ontology annotation, molecular function: mevalonate kinase activity; ATP binding. The record is from RefSeq and is a predicted model, not a curated record. Gene Ontology annotation, biological process: isoprenoid biosynthetic process; ergosterol biosynthetic process. Lineage: Eukaryota; Fungi; Ascomycota; Sordariomycetes; Amphisphaeriales; Apiosporaceae. The transcript is spliced from 2 exons.